Molecule: messenger RNA, 1547 nt
Organism: Aphis gossypii (cotton aphid)
Lineage: Eukaryota; Metazoa; Arthropoda; Insecta; Hemiptera; Aphididae
Product: TWiK family of potassium channels protein 7
Exons: 2
Coding region: 325-1368 (347 amino acids)
Biological process (GO): stabilization of membrane potential; potassium ion transmembrane transport
Cellular component (GO): membrane
Molecular function (GO): potassium ion leak channel activity
Source: RefSeq, a predicted model, not a curated record
UUCCAGUACACGACGCCAACGCAUAUUUCAUGACGAUCGUUCAGCUGUUUAGCGCAUCGGUUUUACAGCCUUGAUUAUUAUUACGUAACGAAACGCGUUGGUUCGGGGAAAGACGUCCACCGCGGAUAGUAUUAUUAUCGCGUAUAUACGGCGACUGCGCGCAUUUUUAGCCGCUCAGUCGGCGGCACGCGCCUCUUUCUAUUUCUGUACCGUUAUACACACACACAUCGGUCCUUGGCACACGAUCGACCUAGCGGCGGCAGCGGCGAUGGUGACCGGUGUGGAAGCACAGCGGCGGCGGCGGCGGUCAGUCGGCGGCUCGCAAUGGUGCCGGUGGGCGACAAGAGCAGCACCGGGUCAUCGUCGGCGGCGUACAACGCGGCCGGCGCCGACAACCCCAAGGAGCGGCUGAAGGAGUGCUGCCGGAAGUUGGUGGCGUUCAUGUGCACGCAGGUGGGCGUCGGCGGUCUGGUGGUAGGCUACGCGGUGGUGGGCGCGUUCUGCUUCAUACAGAUCGAGGGCCAGGCGGGCGACGCUCAGCACCACGCCGUCCAGCAGCUCCGGCACAACUGUUCGGUGAACGUGUGGAACGCCACCAACACGUACAACGUGCUGUACCGGGACAACUGGACGCGGCAGGUGACGGACGCGCUCACGCACUUCCAGGUCAACUUGGCGCUCAUCGUCAAGAAGGGCUACGACGGCCGGACCACCGAGGAGACGUGGUCGUUCUCCGCUGCGCUCAUGUUCUCCCUGUCCAUAUUCACCAUGAACGGUUACGGUAACGUCGUGCCCAAGACCAUGUUGGGCAAGUCCGCCACCGUCGUCUACGCCGUGUUCGGCAUACCCCUGUACGUGCUCUACUUCCGAAACAUGGGAAAGGUGUUGGCCCAGAGCUUCCGGUGGCUGUACACAUGGGUGUACCAGUGCAGCAUGGAAGACAAGGCUGGCGGUGACCCGUAUAACCAGCAGUUGCCCCAGAAGUCGAGGGUGAUCGUGCCGUCAACGGCUUGCCUGUGGGUGCUGGCGGCGUACGUGGCCACCGGCACGGUGACGUUCGUCACGCUCGAAGACUGGUCGUACCUGGACAGCACGUUUUUCUGCGUCACCAGCUUAUGCAAAAUCGGCAUCGAGAACUUCGUGCCGGUUGGCAGCGUCACGGACGCCGCGACCGAUCACCCGAUGAAGCUGGUCAUCAAGUUCGUGUACCUGCUGCUGGGCAUGGGCAUCAUAGCCAUGUGCUUCGACCUGAUGCGCGAAGACGUCCAGGUCCGGGUGAGGAACCUGAAAAUGGACAUCGGGCUGUGCUUCGAAGACAUACGGCUGCGGGCCGUGGCCGUGUACAGACGUCGAAACUCAUUCGAUUGACGACCACACACUUCAUAUGAAAAACAUAUUUUGAUCGUAUACGCGAUCUCUAAGCAUAUAAGAAUUAAUAAUAUUGUAAUGUCGUGUAACGAUAAACGUCCGUUAUUUAUGUUUCGAACGUAUAUUAUAAUAAUAUGUACCUUUUAUAAUAAUUAUAUUUUAUGUACCUACGACGAUUA